AUGGUUUCGAUUCCAGAAUAUUAUGAAGGAAAGAAUGUCUUGCUCACAGGUGCCACUGGUUUCCUGGGGAAGGUGCUUCUUGAAAAGUUACUUCGGUCUUGUCCUAAAGUGAAUUCAGUGUAUGUAUUAGUGAGACAAAAAGCUGGCCAGACCCCGCAAGAGCGUGUGGAAGAAGUGAUUAGUGGCAAGCUUUUUGACAGACUGAGAGAUGAAAAUCCACAAUUUAGACAAAAAAUCAUAGCAAUCAGCAGUGAACUCACACAGCCGAAACUGGCCCUUAGUGAAGAAGACAAAGAGAUUAUCUUAAAGUCUACUAAUAUCAUAUUCCACUGUGCAGCUACCGUCAGAUUUAAUGAAAAUUUAAGAGAUGCAGUUCAGCUAAAUGUGAUUGCUACUCGACAGCUUAUUCUCCUUGCACAGCAAAUGAAGAAUCUUGAAGUAUUCAUGCAUGUAUCAACAGCUUAUGCAUACUGCAAUCGGAAGCAUAUCGAUGAAAUAGUCUAUCCUCCUCCUGUUGACCCCAAGAAACUGAUUGAUUCUCUAGAGUGGAUGGAUGAUGGCCUAGUAAAUGACAUCACUCCCAAACUUAUAGGAGACAGACCUAAUACUUACAUAUAUACAAAAGCCUUGGCUGAAUAUGUUGUACAACAAGAAGGGGCAAAGCUAAAUGUGGCAAUUGUAAGGCCAUCAAUUGUUGGUGCCAGUUGGAAGGAGCCUUUCCCAGGAUGGAUUGAUAACUUCAAUGGACCAAGUGGUCUCUUUAUUGCUGCAGGGAAAGGAAUUCUUAGAACAAUGCGUGCCUCCAACAAUGCCCUUGCCGAUCUUGUUCCUGUAGAUGUAGUAGUCAACACAAGUCUCGCAGCAGCCUGGUAUUCUGGAGUUAAUAGACCAAGGAACAUCAUGGUAUAUAACUGCACGACAGGCAGCACUAAUCCUUUCCACUGGGGUGAAGUUGAAUACCAUGUAAUUUCUACUUUCAAGAGGAAUCCUCUCGAACAGGCCUUCAGACGGCCCAAUGUAAAUCUAACCUCCAAUCACCUUUUAUAUCAUUACUGGAUUGCUGUGAGCCAUAAGGCCCCAGCAUUCCUGUAUGAUAUCUACCUCAGGAUUACUGGAAGAAGCCCAAGGAUGAUGAAAACAAUAAGUCGUCUGCACAAAGCUAUGGUAUUUCUAGAAUACUUCACAAGUAAUUCUUGGGUUUGGAACACAGACAAUGUCAAUAUGUUGAUGAACCAGCUAAACCCUGAAGACAAAAAGACAUUUAAUAUAGAUGUACGACAGUUGCAUUGGGCAGAGUAUAUCGAAAACUACUGCAUGGGAACUAAAAAGUAUGUAUUGAAUGAAGAAAUGUCUGGUCUUCCUGCAGCACGGAAACACCUGAACAAGUUGAGGAACAUACGCUAUGGUUUCAAUACUGUCCUUGUGAUUCUGAUUUGGCGUAUUUUUAUCGCAAGAUCACAAAUGGCAAGAAACAUCUGGUACUUUGUGGUUAGUCUGUGUUAUAAGUUCUUGUCCUACUUUAGAGCAUCCAGCACUAUGAGAUACUGAAGAAAAGAAUUUAGCAUUAGGACAUCUAUGCAUAUGGUGGUCUUAACUGCACAAAACCUGUAAAAUGUACUUAAGUUAUCUCACUUUUUGUCAAGACAUUAAACCAUCUUAGAUCUGGAGUGUGGAAUAAAUGACAGUACAUUUUCUGUAACAUUUAAAUGUGUUUACUCACAGAAACCUAGACAAUAAACGGUUGGAUGUCAGCUAAA
Gracilinanus agilis (Agile Gracile Mouse Opossum) is the source of this 1757-nucleotide messenger RNA. RefSeq names its product fatty acyl-CoA reductase 1 (gene FAR1). The record is from RefSeq and is a predicted model, not a curated record. The coding region runs from base 1 to 1548 and encodes 515 amino acids. NCBI's taxonomy places the organism in Eukaryota, Metazoa, Chordata, Mammalia, Didelphimorphia, Didelphidae. The transcript is spliced from 11 exons. Gene Ontology annotation, biological process: long-chain fatty-acyl-CoA metabolic process. Gene Ontology annotation, molecular function: alcohol-forming very long-chain fatty acyl-CoA reductase (NADP+) activity. Gene Ontology annotation, cellular component: peroxisome.